CCGUCUCCUCCUCGGCCUCGCCCGGUUACUGCUUUAAAGGAGGAGAGAAGCAAGAGUGUACAUGCUCUGUCUCUCUUGCUCUUGCUCUCUCUGGACCGACUGUCUUUGCGUACUUUGCUCCCAAAUUCCAACAUUAGGAGGGGAUACGCGUACGACGUUGCUGAUACGUAACAUACCACGCAAUUUUACCCAGCAAAUGCUGAAGGAGGACCUUGACGCCACGCACAGCGGAACAUACGAUUUUUUAUUUCUGAGUUUCGACUCAAGGCGCAAUCGCAACGUUGGAUACGCGUUUGUCAACUUUUCCGACGUUGGCUUUGUAAUAACAUUCGCAGAAAAAUUCGGCUGGUAUGUAUUAUCGCAUCGCUUGUUCUCUCUCUCUCCUUUUGCACCUUCCAAAAAUUAAUGUACUCAAUUUCUCAAUGACAUAUUGGCAACAACAUCAAUGACAAAGAGUGGCCGCCACAUCGGGGAAG
Messenger RNA from Zychaea mexicana, 476 nucleotides. Its product is annotated as RNA recognition motif 2-domain-containing protein. Bases 62 to 406 code for a protein of 114 amino acids. The record is from RefSeq and is a predicted model, not a curated record. Gene Ontology annotation, molecular function: RNA binding. The transcript is spliced from 4 exons. NCBI's taxonomy places the organism in Eukaryota, Fungi, Mucoromycota, Mucoromycetes, Mucorales, Lichtheimiaceae.